This is a messenger RNA of Nilaparvata lugens (brown planthopper), 9557 nucleotides long. RefSeq names its product cGMP-dependent protein kinase, isozyme 2 forms cD4/T1/T3A/T3B (gene for). The record is from RefSeq and is a predicted model, not a curated record. Gene Ontology annotation, biological process: protein phosphorylation. Gene Ontology annotation, molecular function: cGMP-dependent protein kinase activity; ATP binding. NCBI's taxonomy places the organism in Eukaryota, Metazoa, Arthropoda, Insecta, Hemiptera, Delphacidae. The coding region runs from base 750 to 3701 and encodes 983 amino acids. The transcript has 14 exons.
AAGUUGGUCCUUGGUGAAUGUCAGUUUAGUCAGUUGCCCUGACCACGUUGUCGUGUACAUCGACGCUUCUAAACUCGUGUGUUGAAUGUAGAUACAGUAUAAUCAAGCGGCUCUAAUCAAUUUGGAAACUCGUGUCAAACUUACAGAGUGUUUGCUACGUGAAAUCAAAUCAGCGGGCAAUCGGUUUUGAUUAUGUUCGGUUGAAGUUUUAUUACGUGCUGUUUGUAAAAUGUUCGACGAUUAUCAGUGAAGUUUUCUGUUGAAAGUGUUAUACAGUAAUUAUUUAUUAUUCUACGUUACUAUAUUUUUAAUUCGAUUGGACUGAUAAGUAGGGAUAUAGUUGAUCCAAGUACCAUUAGUCAUCUUAAUGACUUCCUAGUUGUAGUAGCUUUUGUGACAAUAAAUACAUAACUGAUAAUUGACACAAUAAACUCUUUUUAGGUUUCAAAACAUUCGUUAGAAACUGCCCUCAUUUUCAAUGGAUAAUACUAGUGGAGAGAGUUUUGAUGAAUUGAGCUGUGACAUGAACUGAGAUGUACAAUAAUUGAGAUAAUAAGCUUAAUUGAUGAUAUUUCGCUCACCUCUCUCAUUCAGAUAAUACAUUGAAUUCGUUUCAUCUCAUCCAUGACCUUUUGAUCCCUUACCUAUGGUGUCUUCCAACAGAAAUGGAUCCAGUAGCAACUACCAAACUGGGACGUUGACGAAAAUAGAUUGGGUCUUGAGAUGAUGAAAUCAACAACCAAACAAAAAUGAUGAAAAUAAGGCAAUACCCUGGAAGGGCUACAGCCAUUUCUGACGUGAGAAUGCCGUACGAAGCGAGUUGGAAGGAGGUGGAUGAAAGAUGGGGAUUGGGAAUGAAUACAAGAGAAAAGGAGAAGGAACAUCCCAAAGAUGUAUCUAGGAUCGGUGUCAAAUUGCCAGGACUCGCCACUACAAGGACGAGGAAGGAUUCGUGGAGUCCUGAAACGCAUGUUAUGGUCUCUUCUAAUACUAACGGAUUUAGCAAUCAUAAAACAGGAACAUUGAAGAAAAGUGAUAGCACAAAUAGUCUUGCACCUACCAAAGAUAUUAGUAAUAGCAAAUCAUAUAAAGAAGUUGAAGAUCGCUACGUAAAGUACACGGCACAAAAUUUGGUUCCUUUGGAUAAGAAACCGGGAGGAAGCGGUAAGAGCAAUCCUGAUUUUCGUGUGAUAGAAACUAGUAAUGGACAGUUUAGUAAUGGCAUACAGGAGACUGCGAAACGGAAAAAUGAGUCAAAGAAAGUUGUUCAAGAUGCACGGUCCGCGGCGAAUGUUUCAAUGCUACGAAAAGACUUGAGUGAUAGGACACUCGGCGGAAGAGGUGGUGGAGGAGGGUUUUCUGGGCAAAAAUCGCACCAGAGAUACCAACAAGGCAGUGAUAGUGAUAAGUCUAGUCAGAAAAGUUUCAGUACCAUUGAUCCGUUGAGUAAUAAAGAUGGUGGGAUGAGUAAGUAUAAUGGGAAGAGCAUGAGGAAUGGGAAUAGCGUCAGGUUUCCUGACCACACCACCAAAUCGGCAGUUGAUGUCAGUUUGACAACAUCUAGUUCGUCGUUUGAUUAUUCGGAUUUCAAAAACCACGACCAACUGCCAAGGCCUGGCAAAUCGGUACCGGUCAAUGAUAGUUACGACAGGAAAUCAUUGAAAGACCGUUACGAAGUAUCAAAGCAAAGUUUUCGUAAGCAGAAGUCGAAUAGCAGCGAUGUGUUGAGGGAGUGCGACGAUGAAACAAGUGUGGACUCGAGUGAGGAUGCACACAGUGACGGCGAGUUCUCGAGUAGUUUGGCCAACUUGAGGAGAUCGUUUCGCGGCGUGUCGUUUCGCAACAAGAGUGCGCAGCCGGGCAAGGUGCGACGCGACGUGCCGUUUGAGCGUCUCGACGAUGAGCCGACCAACGUGGCACCGUCGCCAACGCCGUCGUCGGCCUCGGAGUUUGUGAUACCGCGACCCAAGCUGAUCGUACCCGUUCAUACCUAUGGCAUCCGCAAACGACGCACUGGCAAUAUGUUGCAUUCGUCGCGACGCGGAAGUGAGGUCGAGACGGUGCUUUCAGCUGGAACUACCACCUCUGCUGACUCCAAGAAGCAUCAUACGUCUUGUCCAGAGGGGAGAGUUGAAGUGUCAAGAGAACAUAAGUACCUGAGCACAUUGGCACCGGGAAAGGUGUUUGGUGAAUUAGCAAUCCUCUACAACUGCAAAAGAACUGCCACCAUCAAGGCUGCUUCCGACUGUAAGCUAUGGGCAAUCGAAAGACAAUGCUUCCAGACGAUUAUGAUGAGGACGGGUCUCAUCAGGCAGGCCGAAUACACCGACUUCCUAAAAAGCGUUCCAAUAUUCAAAAACUUACCAGAGGAAACACUUAUCAAAAUAUCAGACGUUUUAGAAGAGACUUUUUACAAUGAAGGUGACUACAUUAUUAGGCAAGGUGCCCGAGGUGAUACCUUCUUCAUAAUCAGCAAAGGAAAGGUUAAAGUUACUAUGAAGCAGCCUAAUAGCAAUGAUGAGAAAUUCAUCAGACAGUUGAGAAAAGGAGACUUCUUUGGAGAGAAAGCACUUCAAGGUGAUGACUUGAGAACAGCAAACAUAGUUGCUGAUGAUCCAGAGGGAGUUUCAUGUUUGGUGAUUGACCGUGAAACGUUCAACCAGCUGAUAUCAAGCCUGGAUGAGAUUAGAACGCGGUACAAGGAUGAAGGCAUCGAAAGGAGAAGGAUAAACGAGGAGUUCAGCGAGGUGCGACUGUCGGAGCUGCGGGUGCUGGCGACCCUGGGCGUGGGUGGCUUCGGCCGGGUGGAGCUGGUGCAGGUGGCACACGACCCUUCGCGAUCGUUUGCGCUUAAGCAGAUGAAGAAGAGUCAGAUUGUGGAGACGCGCCAGCAGCAGCACAUCAUGUCCGAGAAGGAGAUCAUGGGCGAGGCCAACUGCGACUUCAUCGUCAAACUCUUCAAAACCUUCAAGGACCGCAAGUACCUCUACAUGCUCAUGGAGUCCUGUCUUGGUGGCGAGCUUUGGACUAUACUCAGGGACAAAGGUCAUUUUGACGAUUCAACGACCAGAUUCUACACGGCGUGUGUGGUCGAGGCAUUCGACUAUCUCCAUUCACGUAACAUCAUUUAUCGAGACUUGAAGCCCGAAAACUUACUUCUCGAUGUCAAUGGCUAUGUCAAGCUGGUCGAUUUCGGUUUCGCUAAAAAACUAAUGCAUGGGAGGAAGACUUGGACAUUCUGCGGAACUCCGGAAUAUGUAGCACCAGAAGUCAUUCUCAACAGAGGACAUGACAUCAGUGCUGAUUAUUGGUCGCUUGGUGUCUUAAUGUUUGAACUUCUAACAGGAACCCCACCAUUCACUGGAGCUGAUCCAAUGAAAACAUACAACAUCAUUCUUAAGGGAAUCGACGCUAUCGAGUUCCCCAGAAAUAUUACCAGAAAUGCAACCGUUCUCAUCAAGAAGCUCUGCAGGGAUAAUCCAGCUGAAAGACUUGGUUAUCAAAAGGGAGGAAUUAGCGAAAUACAGAAACACAAAUGGUUUGACGGGUUCAAUUGGGAGGGUCUGCGCGCAAUGACGCUCAUCCCACCGAUCCUGCCCAAAGUGCGCAGUGUGAUAGACACGAGCAACUUCGACCCCUACCCCCCCGACAGCGAGGGCCCCCCACCCGACGACCUCACCGGCUGGGACUCGGAAUUCUAGUCACCCUCCCCUACCUCCACACCCCUCACACCGGCUGCCGUCUUCCUAAUACUGUUCAUGUUUUUCCAUGUUAUAGAUAGUUUUAUUAAUACCGAGUUGACUAAAUGCGUAGCUUUUACUUGUUUUGUGUUAUAUGUUCGAGAAGACAUGGACACGCCAGCGUGACCAACGAGGCCAAACAAAGCCGCUAUUUCAUUUGAUUAGGAUUGAAAAAUACCAUGCAAAGGAAAAGCAGGAGAAUCUUCUAUUCUAAAAUAUAGUCAGCAAUUUAGUCCAGAAUGUAUGUGGUUGAACAAAUAAAUUGUUGAAUAACCUUACAUAUUAUAUUUUUAUUAACCACUUGAUUAAAUAACAUUAUAUUCAACUUGACUUGAAAAGGUUUGAAUUAAUUAUUUCAAAUUAUUUUUCAUUAAUCUAGUUAUCAUUCCAAUUACAAGUAACUUUGAUUGCACCCUUUGAAGUUUGAAUGUCUCUUUUCCUAACUUGUUGAAAAAUUGAAGUGGUUGGUUGGUCAUAGAAUCAACCAAAUAAUGCUAUCUUAUUUGUGUCCUAUGCAUUUUGCACAACUCUAUCUCCAUUGCAAUGGAUUUGUUCAGUAAUUUGGAACAGCACAUCUCUUUUUCAUUAUGUACGAUACUACUUUCAUCCUUUUUGAUACAAAACUCUUCUUGAAACACUUUGUUUACCAACAUGUAGCAACGUAAGGGCCAAGCCGCACGAGGCGUUUUUUCAAUCGGCAUGAUAGGCCAUGAAGCUCUUCGAUUAACUAGACAGGAAGCUAACUUGUUAUGCCAACCCAAUCAGCCAAUCGGAGAGCUUCAUGUCUUGUCAUGAAGAAUGGCAAACAAAACAUCUGAGUACUUGGUCCUAACCUUCCCACCAAAAAAUACUUCUCUAUUUCUAUGUUCAAGGUUUAUUGUUGUUUCAUUCCUUGCAUACACUUAGAUUUUACUGCAUAUUAAGAUAAAUCUUCGCUGAAAACGUAUUUUCUUAUUACCGAGUAGAAAUAAGAUGUUUCCCCACAUUGUACUGAACCAAUAAUUUGUUUCAAUACAAAAUAGAGUAGAAUCAUACAUACAGACUUCGCUGACAGUUAGUUUCAGUCAAUAUUUUUGACUUAACAAUCCACCACUGACAAGACAAGUUUAUCGCUGCUCAAUUGAUUUCUUACUAUUGAUAAACUAUAUAGUCUAUAAACUAUAGACUAUAUCAAUAGUCGGGAAACUGGUAUUGUCGGUCACCUGGACUGUCCAAUUUUCGAAAAGAAAUAAGUAGAGAUGAAUAACGGCAAUUAUUAAUAUUAUUCUUUGCACCUUGUAGCGGAAGUUGAAUGAGUAACGUUUUGUUUUAUGUUGAAAAAUUAUAUUUCCCCUUUUAACAAGAAUAACGUAUAAAAUAAUUUCAGCAUUCAUUUAAAAUUUGAAGUUAUUCAACAAAACAAUAUUGGAGUCAAUAGUCUGCAAGAUAACUUUUGUAAAUUGAACUGAAAUUACUAUUGGGUUCCUCAACAUAAAAUAUGCAUCAAUUUAUAAUGGAAGAGUGCAAAUCAGCUCAGAGUUUUUAAUAGCCUAUAGCUGAAACUAGUUAAAUUUGAUAAAAUGUAACGAUGAGAGACUCUUGCAAUCUUUGAUCCAGGUUAGUGGGGAGGAUAUUUUUAAUAUUCUUUCCGAAGAAUGGACAUUGAUAUGUCCAAAGCUCCGCCAAUUUAUGUAGAUGCAUAACAAUAUAAUUAUCUAUAGUUAUUAUAUUACAAAUUACUUUUUCAUAUCAUAUACAGUUCAAUAAUUAUUUUCUUAGUCUAUAUUAUGUAAAUUCAUCUAUAAUUUUGCUGUAUUGUAAGCUAUUGUAUAUAAGUGUAUAAGCCAGUAUAUAUUGUAAUCUACAUAAAUAAAGUACUCAAUCAAUCAAUCCACUCAAAUAUGACUCUAAUGGUACAAACUUAGUGGAGCGGCGAAGGUAGCUUCAAGCUUGAGAGUAUUUUUUAAUUACAUGCAUUAAAUUGAAAUUCAAGCUUGUAGCUUCAUGCUUGAGUGUUGAAUUUAAUUGGUGUCACGUUCUGGUAACGCAUAGUGAAGCGGUAUGUUUCAACCCAUUUCAAUAUAUACAUUGAAUUCAAAACUUUCAAGCUUGAAGCGCGUUCGCCGCGCCAAUACGUUUUUACCCUUAGAGACAUAUUUGAGUGAAUCAAAGAUUGAGAGAGUCUCAUCGUUACAUUUUAUAAAAUUUAACUAAAUUGUUUCAGAUUAUUAGAAACGCUGAGCUGAUUUGAUCUUUUCCAUUAUAGAAUGAUGCAUAUUUUAUUUUGAGGGACCCAAAUAGUAAUUUCAGUUCAAUUUUCAAUUUACAAGAGACGUGGCGCGGAAAUGUUUUUUCCUGGUCUACUAUGUAAACACAAGAAGUAAGCGUAUGCGCCAAAUCUCUUCUGUGAGUAUUUGAACCAUAUGUUUACAUAAGAGAGACUUGGAAGGAACAAAAGUCCGCGCCAUGUCCCUCCCUACCCGACAUCCAUUCUCUGUGUCUAACGCUCUCAGUAGAAGUGGAUGAAGCUUGUGCCUCAACAAGGAACGAAAUCAACAUAAUCAUUAUAAAAAACAAUUAUUAUUUCUUACUAAUAAAAUUUGAAAAAUGAUGCACAAUAACUUAAUGAUAAUUAUAUGAAUAGGAAUGUUAAUUACUGCUUUACGAGACUCUUUGAAUAAAUAAUUUAAUAUAUUUCUAUAAAAUCCGAGUCUUAUUGAAAAUACUGUCACUAUUGAAAAUAAAUCAACUGUGGUGUAAUAGGCUUUUUGAAUACUGUCCAUAGUUCUGUUAUUAGAAUAAUUGUUGAUAGACUACUAUCUGUUUGAUGAAAUUCAUUUCAUUAUUUGUAUUUAUUAUCUAGAAUUAUGAAAACAUUUCGAAUAAUAGAGACAUAUUGCCAUUCAAAAGCAAAAACCCUAACCUACCAUUUUACCACCAAAACAUAAUUAAAUAGAAGCAGGUUUUAUUCAUCUAAUUUUAUAGGGAGGAUGAAUUCAAAUCUAGCCGAUCUGAGAUCCUCCUUAUCUGUUCUCUGUCAAUAUUUCAUCUUGAAAUAACUCUGUAAAGAUGAAGAGUUUUUAUCUGAUUUUCAUAAAGGGUGAAAUUUCAUUUAUUUUAUAAAGGGCCCCUUACACCUUUAAAAUAUUCACAUGUGGCAGCUUUUGAAACGCAAUUACACAUUAUUUUGUGGCUAGUCUCCCAAUCAAAUAUGCAUAAAAAUUGAGGGAUUUGAAGUUAUCUUCAUCCUUCUUUAAGAUAUUACUCUCAUUCUAUUCAAAUAAUAACAUUAAAUAGAAAAUAUAAAUGAAAAUUGUUUUAAGGCUUCAUCAGUGAAAGGCGUCAAGUUGAAUUUCGUGAGGUUUUCUCAAGUAUGUAGUUAUAUCAAUACUCACUUUUCUUCCUUGGGCUACCAUCAAAAAACAAUAGAAAUGAUUAAAAGUGCCUUUUAUUUUAUUGCAACACUACUAGUUUCAACUUUUCAAGAGCCCCACUUGGAAUGGCAAUGGAGAGUAUUGCAAUAAAAUAAAGGGUACUCUUGAUAACUUUUUUAUUGUGUUUUAAUAUAAAUACCUAUAUCCAAGUCCACAUAUUUUGCCACAAUCUGAUUGAUAUCUUGAUCAAAAUAUAUAGAUGGAUGUAAUGUGGGGCCCUAAGACUUAUUGGUGUGUGUUCCAAUGCAACUGGUUUCUUCCACUCAAAAAAAGUUCCUACAAUAAAUUUGAAUUCUUCACUAUUUUCAAAAUGUUGUCAUGUCAUAGUCAGAUCUUUCAAAUAAGUUACAUCACAAUAACUUUUCAACCUGUAAUAUGUGUAUUAAAUUUAUACUUUGAAGCUACUCAUCAUUAUUCGUUUCUUUAUAGUAGGUUAGCAGAUUGUUUUAUUUGAGAGUGGGAAGUGAUUUCAUUGUUGAGAAAAUUAAAUUGUCUCAAAAACCACUACCACCUAAAUUUACAAAGCCAUAGCGCUUGGUUGUGACGUCAUCAUUAGUCGAUGAAAUUAUCCAAUCAGAAAGCUGCAAAUCUAGAAUUUCAAUUCUGCUGAUUUCUAAUCAACUUUCUGAAUGGAUAAUUUCAUUGACUACUGAUGACAUCGCAACCUAGCGCUAUGACUUUGUAAAUCUAGGUGGUAAUGCAAAAACCUUUUAAAUCUUUAAACUGUAAAUUUUUCCCCCAUUUUUACAUAGUUUCAACAAGUGAGAGAUUAUGGUAUCGUGUUUUAAUAUUAUUGUAGAAUCCACUGAGAUUGAGUUAUUUUUCAAUUUGUUACCAUUUUAUUUUCUGUCAGUCUUGGGAACCCAAGAGCUUACAUAUUCUAUAAUAGACUGAAUAAUGGUAUAAAUAUUCUUCAUUUUCAAAUACGUGCCAUUGAAUGAACAGUUGGUUCUUUUGUACACUAUGAAAAAGGCAAACAGUAUGCUAGUGAUUUCACACCAGUGAUCAAAUUAUUUACAAUUUCCACUUUUUUCAAUAAGGAUAGAAUAGCAAACGUGUAUUUUUGGUUCUCAAAUAGAAGAUUUACUAUGGCAUUGUACAAUCCCCAUUUUCACAACCUACACAAUUCAACUUGUAUUUUUUCCUUAGGACUACUCUUGAAUUGUAAUAAAAAUGAAAAUCCAAGUACCCUUUUUUUAAAUUGUUUACUUGAGACAUGUUUCGGCCAUGAUGUCAUUAUCAAGUAAUUGAAAAAUUAAUAAAAUGAUAUUAAAUAAAUACUAUUGCAAGCUCUUUAUUAAUUUUUCAAUUACUUGAUAAUGGCAUCAUGGCCGAAACAUGUCGUAAGUAAACAAUUUUAAAAAGGGUAUUUGGAUUUUUAUUUUUUAUUACAAUUCAACUUUUAUAUUUUCCUCUUUGCCAUUUUUCAUAAAAUCAGAGUAAGUUACUGCCUUGAAUAUUGAACAAUGAAAUUUAAAAAUUGAAAUCACGUAAUUUGUCAAUAGUCAAUAAUUUUUAUACUUGGGUGAUUCAAGAAAAGUGGAUGCGUGUAGACAAUAAUUAGAUUAUUACACUUUUUAUAACCAAUAAAAGUUCACUUUUUAUAACCAAUAAAAGUUAUCAUAGAGUUUAAAUAAAUUUUAUUCAAUUGUUUGAAGAAAAAAAUAUUAUUGUAGUUGUUGUUCAAUAUAUUGAGUAUAACAAUUACAAUAUUUCUGCCGAUAAAAGAACAAAUUUAUUGAAUUAGUAUGUUGUUUGAAUUAGAAGGAAAUGCCGUAUUUAUAGUAUUAAAAAAUUACUGACUUGUGUGAAUGAGUGCAAAGUGUGAUCUUGAAUGAAUGUGUACAAUUGUUCAUAAACAUUAUAUCAAUAAUUCUUUCAGGGUUGACUUUGAAUUGGAUGCUUUGAUUUACUAUGCAUUAAAAUUGACGUUUUUAUCUAGAAAUUAUGAAAUUGAUUAUCACCACAAAACUUAUCAUGAAUAUUUGUAUUGGGCAGCUGUUGAGGAUAUUAUUUCUUAAAGAUAUUCAUGAUCCAUUACUGUUCUCUUUGUUUUUUUAAAUUUUACUCAGACACAUUAUUCCGAUCAAACCCUCUGUGAUUCAUACAUUUAAGUUUCAUUCAUUCAAGCCAAAUGUAUGAAAUUAAUACUUUAUAUAUGAUGAGUUUUGUAUGAAGGAUUCUUGAAAAGUUAGUUGUUAUAAAAAUAUAGGUGCAUGAAAUAUCAUACUUCAUAAUGUAUCAUUUUCAAUAUACAUUGUAAGAUAACUUGUUGCAAUUACUGUUGAGACUUUUGAAAAUUUGUAGAAAUGAAUAAAUAAAUUUAUAUGAUUGUUGAGUUAUGGUUUGUAAUUGUAAAUAGAUAUAUUUUUACAUUAAUGACAAUACAAUUUAUGAAAAACUA